This is a messenger RNA of Rotaria sp. Silwood1, 276 nucleotides long. NCBI's taxonomy places the organism in Eukaryota, Metazoa, Rotifera, Eurotatoria, Philodinida, Philodinidae. The record is from the annotation of a GenBank genome assembly.
AUGUCAAAUAAAGAUGAUGAAUCAAUUGAAAUGGUAUAUUCAAAAUCAUGUCUUGAUUUAAAUAUGGAUAUGGAAACAAAGUUAGAUGCAUGGCGUUCAUAUGUACAUAUUCAUAAACAUUAUGUUUUAGAAGGUGAUCAAUUACAUUGGUUAGCUAUUUCAUUAUAUGUAUCAUGUAAAAGACAUGAACAUCUAACAACAAAUCAGAAUAUUCCAAUAUCAAUAUCACGUUUAUUAAAAAGUGCUAAUCAUUUAGAAUUAUUUGUUUUUUUUUGA